UUCAUAGAUAUUAUACUGGUUGUAGGUACUCAUGGACUGCUUUCUUAUUAUAUGAUGAUCAGAUAUCUUUUUGAAAAUUAACUAUAAAAGUCCCAAUAUCAGUAUACUUCAUCUAAUGCUUAAUAUAUUAUUCAUUUCAGGAAAUUGAUGAAUCUAUGAACUUUGAUGAAAUCAUCUUGGAGGCCUGUAAAUCAAUUGCAGCAGCCACAGGAGCUCUCGUGAAGGCUGCUUCUUCAGCACAACGUGAGCUUGUUGAUUCAGGAAGAGUUAGGCGUCGUCCCACAGUCACCUCUGAUGAUGGGCAAUGGUCUGAGGGCCUGGUUUCUGCUGCUCGUCUUGUAGCCGCAGCCACGCAUUCUCUGUGUGAAGCCGCUAAUGCACUAGUCCAAGGACAAGCUAGUGAAGAGAAGCUGAUCUCAGCUGCAAAGCAAGUGGCUGGCUCAACUGCUCAGUUGCUUGUAGCAUGUAAAGUAAAAGCUGAUCCAGACUCAAAUGCUACCAAGCGCUUGCAGGCUGCAGGAAAUGCAGUUAAGCGAGCCACAGACAACUUGGUAAAGGCUGCCCAGCAGGCCAUCGAACAUGAAGAAGAGUUCACAGUAGUUGUUAAAAAUCGUCUUGUUGGUGGUAUGGCCCAGGAGAUUGAUGCCCGAGAACAGGUCCUGAAAGUAGAGAGAGAACUUGCAGAGGCAAGAGCCAAGUUAUUAGCUAUCCGUCGUCAGAAGUAUGGAAAGGAUGGCAAUGAAUCAGGACUUUCAGAUACUGAUGGAUAUCUCUCUGGUUACGAUUCCUCCCAUGAAAAUUCUGGUGUCAUCACUACCACUCGUGCUGUAAAGGUUACAUGCAAGUAUCCGGAUCCCCCCCAGACAAGGUCACCAAACCUCUCCCACACUACAUCAUUCAACCCGAGCCCCAUCCGCAGCCAUCUUACUUCACACCAAACAUCCCAAUCUUUCAACCAGUCACAUUUCCAGUCAAACGGAGGAUCAGCUGAUAAUUCAUUCAAUCUGUCUGGAGCCAGCGAUGGUGGUGCAGAGUUUGAUGAUGGACCUACAUUCAAGGAAGCCCUUAGAGCAUUCCAGAACAAAGGAACUGGUUCAGCUAGCUCCUCUGCCAACACCUCCUUGAACAGAUCCAGCAGAACUUCCACUCAGAGUGCCCAGCAGAUUCUGUCAAGCUCAACUCAGCGUAUUGAGCGCACCAUGCACAUGACCAGCUCAAACAGAAGCUAUCAUGUAGAGGAGAGCUGAAACAAGAUACCAAAUGCAUUUACUGUGUUAGGUGUUAUAGAGUAGAUCUUCCCAGCCUGGUUAGGAUUGCAUUGCUUAUAUUAUUGUCUCUGAAGAAAUCUAUUUUGUGUAGACAGACAUUAAAUUUACUGAAUAUUAUAUAUCAGCAUGUAUACAGGUGCAGUAAUUUGAGUUCAUUGUCAGGCUUCAUGUCGCUUUCACCCAUGUGCUUUUAUGUCUGCGUGCAAGUUAGGUAAGAAUUUUAAGUCCUGAACUACAGGUGCCUUUAAAUGUCCAUCCACAGGCAUCCACUCUUGGAUGUACGGUGGAAAUGGACUCCAGCCUUAUCACAUAAUAUUAUCCAGUUUCAAUUUAUAAUUUUCUAAGGUUAUUGUAUUUCUCCCAUUGCUUUAAAUCAAACUAGAUAGUUAUUAUGGGGAAAAUACAAAUGAAAGAUAAUGCUUAUUGAUUAUAAUUAAUAUAUUGAAUCCUAUAUUUAGAAAUAAGUAAUCCUUUUAAUAACAGAUAAACCAAAUAAUAAAAUGUUAAAUUGGAAUGUUCUUUAAAAGUUUAAACCAUUCAGCCUAGAAUGUUUCACAACUUAUCCCAUAGAUGUAAAUGAAUAACAGCUGACAUGCUUACAUUUUGGUUACUGAAUUAACAUUUUGGUGCUGAAAAUUUUCUUAUAUUAGUCACAUAAAACAUAUCAUGAUGUACAGUUGUAAUGUAUGCUAUUGUAAUGUAGCUUAGUACAAAGAGGGUAAAUAAGAGGGAGGGGGAAUUUUUAUGAAAUAGAAGAUUUAUAGGUUAUUUAUUGUUCAUUAACAUGAUAGAGCUUCUUAAAUGUCAUGUAAUCAAUAAUACUUACUGCUUUUAGAAUUUGUAGGGGAAAGUUUUAGUGAUUGAUUUCUCUUCUUUUUAAGACAUGAAAAAUAUGUAUACUUACAUGUAUACUUAUAUUCUCCCUCUCUCUGUGCACUGCCCACCACCUUGUUCUUGCGAGCCCACUCCAGUAAAUCCGUCGCAAAAGAAACAGUGCCUAGGGUCAGAAGGCCCUUGUGUCUUACCGUCUAACAUGUAACAUAUAAUAAAAGUGUGUAUGCAA
Molecule: messenger RNA, 2331 nt
Organism: Penaeus indicus
Lineage: Eukaryota; Metazoa; Arthropoda; Malacostraca; Decapoda; Penaeidae
Product: talin-1-like
Exons: 2
Coding region: 156-1247 (363 amino acids)
Biological process (GO): cell-cell adhesion
Cellular component (GO): focal adhesion; plasma membrane
Molecular function (GO): actin binding; integrin binding
Source: RefSeq, a predicted model, not a curated record